Molecule: messenger RNA, 1779 nt
Organism: Loa loa (African eye worm)
Lineage: Eukaryota; Metazoa; Nematoda; Chromadorea; Rhabditida; Onchocercidae
Exons: 9
Coding region: 1-1500 (499 amino acids)
Biological process (GO): positive regulation of transcription elongation by RNA polymerase II; transcription elongation by RNA polymerase II
Cellular component (GO): Cdc73/Paf1 complex; nucleus
Molecular function (GO): RNA polymerase II C-terminal domain phosphoserine binding
Source: RefSeq, a predicted model, not a curated record
AUGUUUGCUUUCAGUGUAUGCGAAUGUUCAGCUUUACUGAUGUCCUCAGCAGAUAGUUCAAGCGAUGACGAAUCGAGAGGAAAUGUCCAGGAAAGCGCAUCAGAAGAUGAUUCUAUAGCGGAACAACAGGAGCAACAUAUAAUCACGUCAUCGGAUGAUGAUGACAAACAAAUGCAGGAAAGGGGGAAAAGCUUUAGUGUUGAGAAGAGCAGUUCUCCAUCGCCGGGACGACGGAAUACAGUUUCUAUAGGAAGUGAUGAUGAUUCAGGUGCUCCUUCAGAGCACCGUCUAGAAGCUGAGGAAGAUUCAGAUGCCUUGUCGGAACAACAACCACUUCCUGCAGUUUCUGAUGAUUCAGAUGCAGUUUCGGAACGGGAACUAGAUGAAGCGAAAGAAUCCGAUGAUAGCGAAAAAGAUGGUGAUGAUAUGUUGAAGAGCUCUUCAGAAACGGAUGAAAUAGAGAAAGAGAAACAAGGGCUUAGAGAUAUUGCUUUAUCAGAAAGCGGCAGUGACAAAGGAAGUGACAAAGAACGGAAGGAAUUAACAGAGGAUGACAUAGUUGGACCGCGUCUGUACCCUGAUCCAGAAACAGGUGUUGCAGAUACUGAACGUCUUGAACCGACAAUCGUUGAAGUUAACACUGCAAGAAUAUGUCCAAAAUUUACUGAUGAAGGACUUUAUUUUGUGAAAUUCCCAAACUUUUUGAGUAUUGAACCGCGUCCAUUCGAUCAAGAUCAUUAUGAAGAUGAAUUUGAUGAGGACGAUCUGUUGGAUGAAGAAGGACGUGCUAGACUGAAGUUGCGGGUGGAAAAUACAAUUCGUUGGCGUUAUGUGUUAGAUGAUGCUGGUAAUAUACAGAAACAAGGGAAUUCAAAGGUUGUUCGCUGGUCGGAUGGAACGAUGUCCCUCUAUCUUGGCGGAGAAAUUUUCGAUAUAACUGUACAACCGAUGCAACUUGAUAAUCAUUUGUUCUUACGACAAGGCGCGGGUUUACAAGGACACGCUGUUUUCAAGGAAAAAUUAAUAUUUCGGCCGCAUUCAACUGAUUCUAUCACACAUCGGAAGGUUACCUUGUCAAUGGCAGAUCGAUCUAACAAGUCGCAAAAAGUGAAAGUUUUGACUGCAGUUGGUUCGAAUCCAGAAUCGAAAAAGGCGGAAAUAGUUCGAAAAGAAGAAGAGCGUAUGCGUGCUCAAAGCCGUCGUGAAGCACAACAAAGGCGUAGUCGUAUGCGUCCAUCCCUAGGUCGAUCUGGGUUGACUGCCAACUUUUUGGAGGACAGAGACGAAGAUUCUGACGAAGAGUCAAUAUCUGCGAUCAAGAAUCGCUACAAACAUGGUCUGGAUGAUAGGCCAUUGAUCGGCCAUUCAGAUUCUGAGGAUUCAGAUUCCAAGCGAUUGCAUGAUGCUAAAAAAGAUAGCGAAGACAGUGACAGUGACAAGGAAAGGAGAAAACAGAAAAAGAGAAAAGUGAUUAUCGAGGAUGAUGAUGAAGAGAAUUAGGAUUUAUCAUUUCUUUGCAUAUGUAAAUGUUGUUAUGCUUCACUUUUAUCUCCUAAUGUGACUUUCUUAAUUCUUUGUUGGUGUUUUUCUAAUGCAGUAUGACUGAUUUGCAUAUGAAUUAUCAAUGUGAAAAAUUUUUUUUCAAAGGAGGUAAAGACCGAAGGCUUUCUUGAAUUCAUACAAGACGAAUUGACAGUGCAGAUAUAGCACUUAGCUUAAUGAAGAACGUUUUGCCCAUUAACCAUUGUACAUUGAUUUUGUCAGUGAUUUAUUAAAAAU